Molecule: messenger RNA, 1841 nt
Organism: Hypomesus transpacificus
Lineage: Eukaryota; Metazoa; Chordata; Actinopteri; Osmeriformes; Osmeridae
Exons: 6
Coding region: 280-1404 (374 amino acids)
Biological process (GO): magnesium ion transport
Cellular component (GO): membrane
Molecular function (GO): magnesium ion transmembrane transporter activity
Source: RefSeq, a predicted model, not a curated record
UCCAAUCAGAUCGACAUACACUUUCACUGUAAACAGUUGUUAAAACACGAAUUUACGUUGCUGCAUUUAUUUAAAAUAAAACAAUACGCAUAUGUUAAUGUUAUACGCAUUCAGACAUAUCAGAAGGUCAACAUACAGCGAAGUUAAUAGCAGAUUGUUACUGAUUAUGCAGCACAGACAGGAAAAGAACAGGAAGAAGAGCCAAGUCCUGGGUGGGGGUUGGUCAGAUGCUGCUGCGCUUUACUUCGCCUAAUCGAAUGGGUUGACAACAAAAUUAAGAUGGAAGUAAAUCGUUUGGAUUUUUACAUUGGCCUCUCUCUUGCUAUGAGCUCGAGCAUCUUCAUCGGAGGAAGUUUUAUCCUGAAGAAGAAGGGGCUACUGCGAUUGGCUGGCAAGGGUUCUAUGAGAGCAGGUACUGAACGCACCUGCCAAGGAGGCUAUGCAUAUCUGAAGGAAUGGCUUUGGUGGGCAGGAUUAAUUUCAAUGGGUGCUGGCGAGGCUGCAAACUUUGCUGCUUACGCGUUUGCCCCUGCAACUCUGGUCACACCACUCGGAGCAUUGAGUGUACUUGUGAGUGCAGUGCUGGCCUCCUACUUCCUGAAUGAGCGGUUGAAUGUGCAUGGGAAGGUGGGCUGCUUAAUGUGCAUCCUGGGCUCCACAGUGAUGGUCAUCCAUGCCCCUCUGGAGGAGGAGGUGGCCUCCCUUAGCGUCAUGGCUGAGAAGCUCAAAGACCCAGGGUUCAUCAUAUUUGCUCUGUGUGUUGUGGUGGGCAGCGGGGCCCUCGUCUUUUUUGUUGCCCCGCGUUACGGCCAGAAGAACGUGCUGGUCUACAUCCUGAUCUGCUCUGUGAUUGGGUCUCUGUCUGUGUCCUGUGUCAAGGGGCUGGGCAUCGGAAUCAAGGAGCUCUUUGCUGGGACUGCUGUCCUGAAGGAGCCCUUGUUCUGGGCUCUGCUAAUAUGCCUGGUGAUAUGCGUUAGCAUCCAAAUCAGUUACCUCAACAAAGCCUUGGACAUAUUCAACACCUCUAUAGUCACACCAAUCUACUAUGUGUUCUUCACCACCUCAGUAAUGGCCUGCUCUGCUAUCUUGUUCAAGGAGUGGUUGAGUAUGAGCACAGAUGGGGUGGUGGGGACAAUCAGUGGGUUCCUCACCAUCAUCUUGGGGAUUUUUCUCCUCCAUGCCUUCAAAGACAUUACCUUCACCUGGGAUUCACUGCCAGUUUACCUGAGAAAGCGUCCUGAGGGGUCACCCUGGAACCACCAGCCCUACAUGGCCCUCCCCAGGCAAGAGAGAAAGGCAGAGGAGGAGGAGGAGGAGGGGAAGUCGGCCAGAAACGGGAGCUCCAAGGCUGGGUACUCACCAGAGAACUCCACCAGGAGGAAUAAUAGCUUUGUUGCCACUUAAAGCUAACCUGUAACUAAAGUUCUGACCAUGGCCUAGUUUUAGACCUAGAUUUAUGGUAAACCAAAUAGACAGGUAUGUCACAUGAUGGUUACUCAAUCUGUAGCAACAGGACAUGUUUUCUUUAAUUUACCAUGCACUCUUUCUUUAAGAACACUGUACUGUUGCAAAUGUUUUAUGUCAAUUUCAGUUUACUUUGUUGUAUGUGCCAAAGUCUGUUCACUGGUUUUAGUAGUUAGUCUUGGACUUAUAUAUAUAUAUAUAUAUAUAUAUUUAUUUGUGAUAAACAAUCUGAAGACAUAGACAUUGUAGGCUAAUCAAAUUGAAUGUUUGUUCACGGUAAUUCAUACUGUUACCUUUUUACUGUUAAAGGGGCAAUUGACUGGGUUUUUUGGGUAUUUCACACUGUUCCUUAAGGUCUCCGAAUAGGGUAUGUAACA